AUGCAAAGACUCGGAAAAACAACAAAUAUUCUCAUCAACAGUAUUGCUCGCGGAUCUGCCAAGAGAGCCUUUUCUUCAUCUAGUAAAUUUUUCACUGCUACUAGUGAACCAUGUGGAUAUCCUGGUGCUGUUAAUGCUACAUUGACUCAUGAUCUUAAAUUCAGAUCAAGUAUGAAUGAAGACGGUACACCAUUCCCAAUUUUCAACAUCAUGUCCAAGGAUGGUGAAAUUGUCAAUGAAAAGGCUUUCAAGGAAAUUGAUUACACAAAUGAAGAUUUAGUUAACAUGUACAAAACCAUGAUUCGUUUGGAAACUAUGGAUGAUAUUUUAUAUAAUGCUCAACGUCAAGGACGUGUUAGUUUUUACAUGACUAAUUAUGGUGAAGAAGCACUUCAAAUUGGAUCAGCAAGUGCACUCUCACGUGAUGAUACAAUUUUUGCUCAAUAUCGUGAAGCAGGUGUUUUAAUGCAUCGUGGAUUUACUCUUGAUAAUUUCCUUAAUCAAUGCUUCUCAACAAUUGAAGAUUUUGGAAAAGGUAGACAAAUGCCAGUUCACUACGGAUCAAAGGAAUUGAAUUUCCAAACAAUUUCAUCACCACUUGCCACACAAAUUCCACAAGCUGCAGGUGCAGGUUAUGUUUAUAGAAUUCAAGGAAAGGAAAAUGUUUGUGUUUGUUACUUUGGUGAAGGUGCUGCUAGUGAAGGUGAUUUCCAUGCUGCUUUGAAUUUUGCAUCAACUUUGAAUUGUCAAACAAUUUUCAUUUGUCGUAAUAAUGGUUAUGCAAUUUCAACUCCAACUCGUGAUCAAUAUCAUGGUGAUGGUAUUGUUGCUAGAGGUAUUGGUUAUGGUAUUCCAUCUAUUCGUGUUGAUGGUAAUGAUUUAUUUGCUUCAUACUUGGCAACAAAGAAGGCUCGUCAAUUGAGUAUAGAAUCAAAGGGACCAGUUCUUAUUGAAUUUAUGACUUAUCGUGCUGGUCACCAUUCUACUUCGGAUGAUGCUUCUCGUUAUAGAUCUAAUGAAGAAUUAUCUAAAUGGAGAAAUGAACAAAAUCCAAUUAUUCGUUUCCGUAAAUAUUUAGAAAAGAAUCAAUUGUGGAAUGAAGAAAUGGAAAAGACUGAACGUGAUACUAAUAGAAAGACUGUCUUGUCGUUGUUGGCAAAGGUUGAACAUGCUCCAAAACCACAUCUUGAUGAAUUAGUUUUGGAUGUUUUCGAUCAAGUUCCUCAACAUUUACAACAUCAAAGAGAAUGGACUGAAAAUAUUGUUAAGAAAUAUCCAGAAGCUUUUGAAGGUCAUUAA
Molecule: messenger RNA, 1299 nt
Organism: Naegleria gruberi
Lineage: Eukaryota; Heterolobosea; Eutetramitea; Acrasida; Naegleriidae
Exons: 2
Coding region: 1-1299 (432 amino acids)
Biological process (GO): branched-chain amino acid catabolic process
Molecular function (GO): oxidoreductase activity, acting on the aldehyde or oxo group of donors, disulfide as acceptor
Source: RefSeq, a predicted model, not a curated record